Messenger RNA from Bombina bombina (fire-bellied toad), 816 nucleotides. RefSeq names its product gem nuclear organelle associated protein 7 (gene GEMIN7). The coding region runs from base 219 to 584 and encodes 121 amino acids. Lineage: Eukaryota; Metazoa; Chordata; Amphibia; Anura; Bombinatoridae. Gene Ontology annotation, biological process: spliceosomal snRNP assembly. The record is from RefSeq and is a predicted model, not a curated record. Gene Ontology annotation, cellular component: SMN-Sm protein complex. The transcript is spliced from 2 exons.
AACGGUGAGAAGCUGAAAUAACGAUGAGAAGCGGUUACUGUGCUCGGGGGAAUUAAUAGCCCAAUGCACCAGUUACAGCAAUAAGUAAUCAGAGACCGAAUAGGAUAAGGCGCAGGUAGGAACCAAAGACACAGCAACACUGUACUCGUGGGAAGCAUAAGCUGUGACACAAAGAGGAAACAAGCUGGAACGGUACUUCCGGCAAUUCUGACGCUUGCAUGAUGGAGACUAAUCCCCCUCUCCUCCCUCAAGUUCCCAUCCUCCGACUCCCUCGUCCCCCGUCACCUUCGGGCCGUGGAUUUGACCCUACGUCACCCCGCGCACUCUCCUUUGCUCCUCCUGUUGCUCACCAGAAGACCAGAUCUUCGCUUCGGCAGCUCUUCCUGCACAGUCUUCUCGCCUCUGCUGGCCUCCCGGUCACCUUCACACUUUACCAGCGAGUCGCCGUCAGUGCUCAGUGCUUCAACGCCUGCGACAUAGAGGGACAUAACUUCCAGGUGUCAGACCUGCAGACGCCUCUUGGGGUACAAAAGGAGGCGCUGAUCCGAGGACAGGAUAUCAUAUCUUAUUCAUUCCGUCUUUAAGGGGGUGCUACAGAAUCAUUUAGUUAUUACAAUGUAAUUACAUGGGGGUGUCGGGUCUUAUGUAAUAUCACUGUCACAUGUAGGCUUUAUAUAGAAUUCUUCUUGUUGUUGCUAAGGUACUGAUGUUAUUAGGGACAAAACAUUAAACUGUUUCUCUUUCUAAUUUGUCAUCAACUGGGAAAUAUUUUUAUGUCUCUCACUGUUUAUACUGAAUAAAGAGAUCUGAAACCCA